GUUAUGUUGCGCAUGCGUCAUCAUCCCUAUCUUUUCAUGGCAGCCGUGCGAUCUCCAGAUCUCUUAAGAAAGGCACGGCUGCCUUCGCUGGAGUCAGGCAUUUUGGACAUUUAAAGACAUACACACACACAUAUCACAUAUAUAUACAUACAUAUAUAUAUAUAGCCAUACUGGUUCACUGUAGCAAAAUCUCCUCUUUCCUCCAACCGAUCACCAAACCAGUCUUCCUCUUUCUCUCCUUCCACGUAAACAAAUCCAGUCGGAUGGAUGGAUGCUUGGAUUGUGUAAAAAAAAUGCUCCAAGCAUCUCCGACGGCUGCUCCUCCACUCCUCAGCUGUAUUUAUCUCGGCAUUCAACCUUCCUCAUUCUUCCCCAACCACCAAUAUUCUUUCAUUUCCACACUAAUAUACUAAUAUCUUAAGCUCUGCCAACUAACCCCCAUAAUAUUUUCUCUCUUUCCCCCAUCCACCACACAAACUCCAAACCUAUCAAACAUUAAAACCACCUCACCUAUUCUUCUUCCCCGAUCGAUUUCCAAACACUCCAAAACACAAACAAACAUUUCAAAUUAUAUUUAUUCAAAACCACUGUUGCUAGAUAUUUCUUUUAAACAGGAAUGACUGGUCGACCUAUUGCAUGUCAGGACUAUAAUCUUCUCCACUACAAACUAUCCUACGGCUUGUGGCAGAACUGCAAACUGUUCAAACGUUUCGAUAGCUUACUACUUUAGAAAGGCUACCUUUCUCUCAGGACUAUAAGUCAAAAAAUUGAAUGUAUCUACAGUCCAGUGCCCGGCCUGGUGUGAGUAGCUGCAGAUGUAGUUGGUAUGGCCGAGGAUAUUGUCAACUUGAAUGUUGGUGGCACACAUUACUCCACAACGCGCUCGACGCUUUGUCGAUAUGCCGAUUCCAUGCUUGGGACAAUGUUCAGCGGGUCAUACCCAACAACAAUUGACAAAAGUGGAUUUUAUUUCAUUGAUAGGGAUGGAUUCAUGUUCCGUUAUAUCUUGAAUUUUCUUCGGUCUAAGAAGCUUUCCCUUCCAAUGGACUUCAAGGAGUACGACUUGCUGCUGACUGAGGCAGAUUUCUAUCAAAUCAAACCUUUAAUUCAAGACUUGUGUAAAUUACGAGAUGACCUUGCUGACAAAAGUGGUGGCGUCUUUCUUGAAAUAAUUGAAGUACGAACUGGAUCUACAGCAACUAUGCCCACAAAUAAUUCUCGGGUCAAAACUAUUCUGUCUGGGCGUAAAGAUAUGAUUGUCUCCCUGCCGUCACAUCUCAUUGGCAUGGAAGCCUUGGAGAAACUACAGACUAAAAAUGGAUUGGAAUUUGCUGAGAUUGAGCUUAACGGGAGCAAUAUUCGCCUGCGUCUUGGAGAAUAUCUGAAAAAUUGUGGCUGGGAAAUGGUGGACUCUCAACUAUCUUCUUCGUCAGGCUAUGAUGCUAAAGCCUUAAUGAGUAGUCUAAUUAUAGAGCAGAGCUAUCGGGAUCGGUGGUGUCUGUUCUCUCGACGAAAAUCUCAGGCAUUUUCACAUACUUCAUUGAACUGAAAGAGCUAAAAGAAAGAGUCCUUGAAAUUUCUCCACUUUUAUUUUACCCCUACUUACUUUAUAUAUAUAUAUAUAUAUAUUAUAUAAAGUAUUUAUAUAAUAUAUAUACUCAAACUUGCAAACACACAUGUAGAUACACAUAUGUAUUCACACACACACACACAUACACACUUCUCUAUAAAAUCACAUUUUGAAUCUAAAAUUAUUUUAUUUAUUACAGCAUGAUGUGUUAGAUGUGAGAGAACAGACCUACCACCAACCAGUGCAUGACCAACAGUUGUUCAUCUUAUCAGCCAUUCAAACGUUUCUUCUUCCUCAUCUUUCAGCAUCCAACCUGAUGAUUAUAUGCAUUUCAGUUUGCGGGUUACACUAACUUUCUGUUGGGUUAGGGCUAAAAUCGAUUUUGGACAAUAUUUAUUGCAACCUGCGAUGAUCUGCUUUGUGAGGUCUCCAUCACAAUCAAGACCACCUGUAGGAACAGGUGUGUCAUCAGUUUUACUGAAUUGACUUUUGCCUAUGCAAACCAAACCAUCACUAGCUUCCUUGAAGUCUGAAGAUUGUUUUAUUAUCAAUCGAUACUACUAGAAGUAGUGAUUGUCUAAUUGGAUAAUAAACAUGUUAGCUCUUGUUACAUGGAGCAUGAAUAUGUAUUUCAAA
Molecule: messenger RNA, 2206 nt
Organism: Octopus sinensis (East Asian common octopus)
Lineage: Eukaryota; Metazoa; Mollusca; Cephalopoda; Octopoda; Octopodidae
Product: BTB/POZ domain-containing protein KCTD6
Exons: 4
Coding region: 827-1549 (240 amino acids)
Biological process (GO): protein homooligomerization
Molecular function (GO): protein binding
Source: RefSeq, a predicted model, not a curated record